AUGGGAGAUUACCGUAGAAAGUUAAGGUCUUCAAAAACAACAGCGAUUGAGCAGGUAGAAGAAGAAGCCGCCGUUGAAAAGAGAGAGAUUAAGCAGGAGCCGCUUUAUGAAGAUGAUUUACUGUACAAAGAAGAUCCAGAGAGCCCAAAGACACCACCAACACAGAGCAUCGAAUCGUAUUUCCCUCCCUCGCCAUUUGGUCGCAAAAGGCAUCAGCCUCAUGGAGACAGAUUCAUUCCUUCCAGAGAUCGCAAUCUGACCAGAGAUUUUCAAAUGAUGGAGCAAUCUCCAUCCAACAGUUCGAAACGAUCCAGUGAUGUGAGUGCAUCGAAUACGCCAUCAAACAGUAGAGAAUCGAGACGAAUGAGUGCGUUUUUUCGUGCAGAGCUAUUAGAUGAUUUGUCAGCUGUGGAGGAGUAUGUGUCUCCAGAUUCACCAGCAAGAACACCCAGACGAGUACUGCACUAUACAAACCCAUUCCACAGCAACAACAAUGGCAUCUCGCAUAAUAACACAGUUGCAGUAGCAUCAUCAUCUUCGUCAUCCUCUGCUGCUGAGAGCUCCUACACUAUAGCUUCUGCACACAACACAAGCAGCAGCAGUAAUUCAUCCACAAGUUCAUUAUUUCCUCAUUAUCGACGCUCUCCUGAGCCAUUUGGAAACGGAGAAUCUUCUUCUUCAACACUACCAGUUCUGUCGCCCUCGACAACAGCUACAGACUAUUCAACCGUAGUAGAUCACCCCAACGCAUCUCGAUUCCAAACCUCGCCCAUUGGAGAAGCUGGUCGCCGCAUCCUACUAUCCUCUGACAAGACCAUUCGGCAUAUCAACACCACAGCUAUCAAGAUCUUGGAUGCGCCAGAAUUGCAAGACGAUUUCUAUCUGAAUCUCGUAGAUUGGGGUGCUAAUGAUUGCUUAGCAGUUGGAUUAGGGACAUGUGUUUACUUGUGGAAUGCAAAUACCAGUCGAGUAACAAAGCUUUGUGAUUUCGUUACUGACAACGUGACAUCUGUGAGUUGGGCAACCGUAGGCUCUAUAUUAGCCGUCGGGACAAAUUCUGGUAGAGCCAUUCUAUACGACGCAGAGCACUCAAGACGCAUCAGAACUUGGUCUACGCAUCCCUCUCGAAUUGGCUCGAUGGCGUGGAGAUCCAACAUUUUGACCACAGGCGGUCGAGAUCAUACCAUCUAUCACCAUGAUGUUCGUGCGUCAAGGCCGUAUUUCCGCAAAUUAGUAGGUCAUACUCAAGAGGUGUGUGGUUUGAAAUGGAACCCAGAAGGCACCAUGCUUGCCUCAGGCGGCAAUGACAACAAUCUGCUUGUAUGGGACUCGCAUGAGAAUGCCAUUGCACAUAAGUUCUCUCAGCAUAUUGCUGCCGUGAAAGCCAUUGCUUGGAAUCCACACAGACGUGGUGUUCUGGUCAGUGGUGGCGGUACUGCAGACAAGACCAUCAAGUUCUGGAACACCAUCUCUGGCAAUUUGACUUCUUCUCAUGACACCGGCUCUCAAGUCUGUAAUAUUACUUGGUCUAAAAAAACGGACGAUAUUGUAUCAACACACGGUUAUGCCAACAAUGCAGUGAGCUCCUCCAAUCAGGUCAUUGUCUGGAAAUCCGACAGAAUGCAACGACUGGCCACGUUGACGGGCCAUACAUCUCGUGUACUGUAUAUGGCCAUGAGCAACGAUGGCAGCACGGUGGUUACGGGCGCUGGCGAUGAGACAUUGCGCUUCUGGGACGUAUUUUCCACAGCAGAGGGGAUCAGAGUUGAUCCAGAAGACAGACAAUCAUGUCUGCGUUAA
Molecule: messenger RNA, 1800 nt
Organism: Mucor velutinosus
Lineage: Eukaryota; Fungi; Mucoromycota; Mucoromycetes; Mucorales; Mucoraceae
Exons: 2
Coding region: 1-1800 (599 amino acids)
Biological process (GO): positive regulation of ubiquitin protein ligase activity; anaphase-promoting complex-dependent catabolic process; positive regulation of anaphase-promoting complex-dependent catabolic process
Cellular component (GO): anaphase-promoting complex
Molecular function (GO): anaphase-promoting complex binding; protein binding; ubiquitin ligase activator activity
Source: RefSeq, a predicted model, not a curated record